CGGGUGGUAGGCCCGGGCCGUUCCGCCGGACAUCGGCGGUCUUCCAAAACCGCAGAGUUCAGUGGCAUUCAGUGAUUUUCAAUCACCGUUCAUGCACUGGACUUGUCUACCCCCACCACCUCGUCGAUGAACUGAGCUUCACUCUCUUGCACCAUGUACCACAACAACUCUAUCCGGAUCCUCACGGGCAAUAGCCAUCCCGAUCUCGCGAACAGCGUGUCGGAGAGGCUCAACAUCCCCCUCGUCCCCUGCACCGUCAAGAAGUUCUCCAACGGCGAGAUCAACGUCAAGAUCUCCGAGUCCGUCCGCGACGAGGACGUCUUCAUCCUCCAGACCGGCUGCGGCGACGUGAACGACAACCUGAUGGAGCUCCUCAUCCUCAUCUCCGCCUGCAAGACCGCCUCCGCGCGCCGCAUCACCGCCGUCAUCCCCUCCUUCCCCUACGCGCGCAUGGACAAGAAGGACGCCUCGCGCGCGCCGAUCACCGCGAAGCUCGUCGCGAACAUGCUCACCACCGCGGGCGCGGACCAUGUCAUCACGAUGGACCUCCAUGCGAGCCAGAUCCAGGGCUUCUUCGACAUCCCCGUGGACAACUUGUAUACGGAGCCGCUCUUCAUCUCGUACAUCAAGCGCCACAUCCCGGAUUGGAGGAACAGCAUCAUUGUGUCGCCGGAUGCGGGUGGUGCGAAGAGGGUGACCGCCAUCGCCGACAAGCUCGGCGUCGAGUUCGCCCUCAUUCAUCGCAAGCGCAACGGCCGGUCAAAAGACGCACCAGAGACGAUGGAAAUCCUAGUCGGCGACGUACAAGACAAGGUCGCCAUCCUCGUCGAUGACAUGAUCGACACCGGCAUCACCCUCCAACUCGCCGCCAAGACGCUGCACGAAAAGGGCGUCAAGGCCACCUACGCCAUCAUCUCUCACGGCCUCCUCUCGGAAACAAAAUUGAGCGUCAUCAACCAGCUCCCCAUAGUGGAGCUUGCGGUCACCAACACCGUCCCGCAGCUGCAGCACAAGGCGCUCUGCCCCAAGCUCGUCGCCAUCGACAUCAGUCCAACGAUCGCGGAGAGCAUCCGGCGGAUGCACAACGGCGAGAGCAUCAGCCUGUUGUUUGGCGAGUGGGGCGAGCCGGGGAGUGUGCCAGUGUUGUAGUGGGGCGUGUGCCGGUGUCGUAGUGGGCAUGUGCCGGUUUUGUAGUGGACGGCAAGAUGGGGAGAUGGGCGCGAGGUGCGCGUGUAGGGAUAGAUUGACUUUGUUUGUAUACUUAGAGCUCGUGGCAAGCCAUGUAAUUGUUGUCAAAUCUCGCAUGCAUACGGCCGACGUCAGGAGCAUACCAGUACAGUUUGGAUCUCAUCACAGCGCCUCAAGCCGCGCGGUAACGUCCUCCAUCAUCUUCUGAGCCUCUGUCAAAGCCAUCAGCAACCUCAACCUCUCACCUUACGCAGCAUAUGCCCACACUCACCCUCCAAAACCCUCCCCUCCGAAAACUGCACCGCAUGAUACAACGCCUCCUGCGCUCCCUCCAGCAUCUU
Messenger RNA from Schizophyllum commune H4-8, 1529 nucleotides. RefSeq names its product phosphoribosyl pyrophosphokinase. NCBI's taxonomy places the organism in Eukaryota, Fungi, Basidiomycota, Agaricomycetes, Agaricales, Schizophyllaceae. Gene Ontology annotation, cellular component: ribose phosphate diphosphokinase complex; cytoplasm. Gene Ontology annotation, molecular function: ribose phosphate diphosphokinase activity; magnesium ion binding. The coding region runs from base 154 to 1149 and encodes 331 amino acids. Gene Ontology annotation, biological process: 5-phosphoribose 1-diphosphate biosynthetic process; ribonucleoside monophosphate biosynthetic process; purine nucleotide biosynthetic process. The record is from RefSeq and is a predicted model, not a curated record. The transcript is spliced from 7 exons.